AUGGACACAUUCCAGAAGAACCCUUUCAGAUCCAAAUGGGGUAUGGUACUGAGUAGAGUUUGUCAGAUUAAUUCUUGGGAACAGAAGGCCCGUGAAUGUUGGACAACAGACAAUGGAUGUUGGCAUUUAAUGGACAACGCAGGAUUACGAGCCUUGGAGGACACGUUUAGAGCAUUAAGCAAAAUGGCGAAAGGUGCAGAACGGGAGAGCUUAAUUGAGGCGAACGUACUCGAUUUCAUUAAAAACAUUUUGGCCUGGCCGUCAGCAGAACAAAAACAUUAUCAAAUAAUGUCAUCUGCUUGGCAAUUGUUGUUCGAGUUGGUCUAUGAUAGCCCCAAUCACGUUCUUAUCUGGAUCGAAUUCAACAAAAUUUUGAUCAAUCAACUCCGGCAAAACGUUAUUGAUAACGACACAUGUUGUCACAUUGUUUACAGUAUUUACGCGAUAGCCGGUAUUGCUCAACAUGAAGGACUGAAUAUAUUCAAAAUUCUACUCAACAAUUUCGAUCAAAAGAAACAAAAUGGACGUCUGAAGCAGCAAGGAUUAACCAUUUUCUUAGAACAUUUUAUGACCGACGAAAGAAGCAUUAGCACCAUGUAUCAGCAAUUGAAUGAUGUUGAGAAAAAAUGUUUCGUUGACUUCAUUGUUGACUGCAAUACUGAACACACCGUUGAUGGCAGAAAAGAUUACUGCGUUUCAUCGGAACUAUUAAACUGCAUUUGCAAUGAAUUCAUUUCGAAAAAUGAACUCAUCACACUAUCACCGAAAAACUCGAAACUUGAACUUAUAUUUGCAUUAUUCGAAGCAAUUGCUUAUGCAGCAACUAAUGAACGUCAUCAAUUACAUAAAUUCAGUUUUUCGUUGAUUCUAAAUGCUGUACAUUUGUUCGACUAUGUUCGUUCCAAUGAUGAAACUGCUGAAGAGGUCUUUGGCACCAUUCAAAGAAAUACUAAGCUGCCACUAAAGGAAAUAAUAUUGUCAACGAUAAUUAAUUUGGUUAGAGAUAACGCAGACCACAAAGAGAAGGCCAGAGAAGCGGGUCUAAUUGAAAUUCUGGUCAAUUAUGUAUCCAGAGAGCGUUGUCGAUAUUUGUACAAAUGCAUGCUGUACACGCUCAUUGAGAUGUGCCAAACUUGUCCUCCUAACAUGGCAUUGGUGGAAGAGAUCGCAAAAAACUCGUACUGGACUGGAUCGGUAGCUGUUGCAGAUUUUCUGUAUGAUAUGAAUUACAAGGGAAAGAAAAUCUAUUAA
This is a messenger RNA of Bradysia coprophila, 1251 nucleotides long. RefSeq lists its product as uncharacterized. Lineage: Eukaryota; Metazoa; Arthropoda; Insecta; Diptera; Sciaridae. The record is from RefSeq and is a predicted model, not a curated record.